AUGUCGGAUCCGUGUAUCCGCAGCUUUCUGGGGUCAGGCUGUGGGGAUGGGAUGAUGCAGAGGGUUCCCCCAGGUCUCACAGCAGCCUCUGUGCCCCGAGCAGAUCCCGGGAUUGCUGGAGCUGAAGUGCUGUCCCAGUGUGGUGUUUGCUGGGGUGGACAAUCCCGAGGAUGUCACGGGUCACACGUACCAGGAGCUGUUCCACGCCGGGGGCUUCCUGGUGUCCGACCACCACGUCUUGGAAUCCGUGUCUCUGGCCCGGCUGAAGGAGGUGGUGAAGGUGCUGGAGAAGCUCAACAGGAGCGGGAGGUGGAAGUGGCUCCUUCACUACAGGGAGAGCAAGAAGCUCCGGGGAGACCUCAGCAGGGUGGCCCCGGAUGCCCACGGGAAGCAGCUGCUGCUGAAGUGGUGCCAGGAGGAGGGUCUGGUGGAGGUGCUGCCCUUCCACGGCUGCGACUCCCCCGGCGCCCCCGAGAAGCAACUCCUGAGGUGCCUCCUGGGGCUGCAGGUGCAGCACGUGCAGGCCAGGCUGGGAGUGUUCCUGACCCAAAACCCUGGAGCGAGGCGGGAGGUCCUGGAGAGCAAAGGGAUCCUGGUGGCCGACGUGAGCUCCUUCCUGGGGACCCUGCGGGACGUGGCUGCUCCGUUCCGGAGGAGCUACUGGUGACAAAGCCCAGCCAGGACGUGGCUCCUCCCCAUGGUGACACCAGUUGGGGCAUCCCAAUCCUUCCGGGACACCCCAUCCCGGCGGAUGCUCUGGGUGGCACUGGAAGAGCCAUUCGAGUUCUGCCCAGAAAACCUGACUGGGAGGUGGCCAAUCCAACCCCCCCCCCGGGGAUUUAUUCCCAGUUCCCGGGGUUUUAUUCCCUGUUCCGGGGUUUUUAUUCCCUAUUGCACCCCAGGACAGAGGUCAUUGUAACAUGGCAGGUUAAUUAAUUAUUGGAGCGUUUCCCGGCGUUUUUAGUGCCGCUGACAUUGGAAGAAACAGGAAGAUUUAAUCUCCAGAAAGCCGUUUUUUACUUGAAGGAAGGUCGGGAAGGACAAUUAACCCCCCUCCCCACGGGGUAGUUCCUGUGCCCUGCCCUCCUACACUACAUUUCAACUCACCCCCUGUUGCCUCACGGUACCAUUUUUCCCUGCUGGGACUCCAUUCUGGUGCAUUCCAGCGCCUGGAAUUCCUGUAAAUAGCCGGGAUAUAGGAACAAAUAAAAGCUCUUAUUUAUGGGGGCCGGGAUGGAGACGCAGGGCCGGGAUUUGUCCUCUUCUAUUUUGGGGUAUUUUUUUAAAUGAAAGAAUUGCAGUUGUCCUUCUGUUGGGGAUGGAUUUGUAAAGAGUUUGAAUAAUAAAACCUCGAAAC
Neopelma chrysocephalum (saffron-crested tyrant-manakin) is the source of this 1357-nucleotide messenger RNA. RefSeq names its product collagen alpha-1(I) chain-like. The coding region runs from base 1 to 936 and encodes 311 amino acids. The record is from RefSeq and is a predicted model, not a curated record. NCBI's taxonomy places the organism in Eukaryota, Metazoa, Chordata, Aves, Passeriformes, Pipridae. The transcript is spliced from 5 exons.